AGUGCGGAGAGUGGUGGAGAGAAGAGGAGAAGGAAGAGGCCACAAGAAGAGAGGAGAGCGGCCGCAUCUCCGAGGGAACGGACGACCCCCUGGCCAGCCCUGACUCUCUGCAGACAUGAACGACAUCAAGCUCGCUUUGCUGGGCAGCGAGGGAGCUGGGAAAUCAGCUGUCCUCGUGAGGUUCCUGACCAGGCGCUUCAUCGGGGAGUACGCCUCCAACACCAAUUCCUUAUACCGUAAAAGGCUCUCCAUCGAUGGCAGACAGCUGAAUCUGGAAGUCUUUGAUCCAUGUUCUCAGAAUGUGGAAAGCAGGUGCAUCCUGGAAGAGCCGAUGGAGUGGGCUGACGGUUUUGUCGUGGUGUAUGACAUCAGCGACCGCCUAUCUUUCCUCAACGCCAAGAGCAUCCUGUGCCAGAUCAAAGAGGCUCGCAUGGAGAGCUGCAAGGGAGAGGCGGAUGUGCCCGUGUGCCUGGUUGGGAACAAGCAGGACCUGUGCCAUGCCCGGCAGGUGAGCAAGGAGGAGGGUCGCUCCCUGGCCCUGGAGCACAAGUGUCCCUUCCAGGAGGUGUCUGCGGCUGAGGACCACCAGGAGAUUUCGGGCCUUUUCAUCAAGCUCAUCCGUAGCGUGAUGGAGCACCUGAAGCAUCGGGCGGACCGCCGCCGCUACAGCGGCUCUAAAUCUAUGGCCAAGCUCAUCAACAAUGUCUUUGGAAAAAGGAGGAAAUCUGUCUGAGGCCAGGAGGCUGUGAGACUGGUGGUUUGGGGAUAGCAAGAGCAGCACCCCUUUAGAGGAUGUUGGACUCCUGAUGUCAGGACACUGAGCGAGCCA
Messenger RNA from Scleropages formosus (Asian bonytongue), 829 nucleotides. Its product is annotated as ras-related and estrogen-regulated growth inhibitor-like protein. Lineage: Eukaryota; Metazoa; Chordata; Actinopteri; Osteoglossiformes; Osteoglossidae. The transcript is spliced from 5 exons. Bases 116 to 733 code for a protein of 205 amino acids. The record is from RefSeq and is a predicted model, not a curated record. Gene Ontology annotation, molecular function: GTPase activity; GTP binding.